AUGCUUGAUUGUGAAUCAACAUCAUUUGAUGAUGAAAGAAAAGAAAAAAUUUUCAAGUUAGCAUGUGCAAUGGGAGAUACUUAUGAUUCAGAAAAUGACAGGGAAAAAGAAUUUGAAAAUAAACUUAACAAUUUUUUGGGGUAUAAUAUAGAUGGAAAAGAUAGGAAGAAGAGGAAUUGUAAUGAAGAAGUUAGAUUUGAUGCAUUAGUAAAGUUAGAAUACUCAAAAUCAGAAAAGGAUGCCUUGUUGGUAGGAUUUGAAUACAAAAACGAAUCUUCGAAGGUUGAUCCAUAUGUGCAAAUCAGCACAUACUACCAAGAAUAUGUGGUUCAACAUGCUGAAGAUGAUGAAGACCUUAUCCUGAACACUUGCUUGCCAUCAGAAAAUCUUAUAGUCAGACCUGAUUUUUUUGAAUCAUGGAUAAAUCAACUGACAAGAAUAUUUUGUUCUUUACAUGAGGCGAUUAAAACUUUGGAAAAAUACUAUAGUGAAUGUUUAUUAGUUCCAGAAAAAAAGAUUGAUAGAAACGUGGGAAGGUUUCCGUGGAUAAGGUCAUACACAAAGGAUUCUUUAGUGGUAUCUUUUCAAUACAAAAAACGUUGUGUUGACAUUUUACAAAGUCUGGUGUAUCUUGUAGAAAAGAAUGACGAUACAAAACACAUAGUCAAGUUUUCUGGAACUUAUGGUUAUGAUGCACACAGUUUCUGUGCUGAACAUCAAAUAGCACCAAAAAUCAUUCAUUAUUCAGACAUAAAUUCUGGGUAUAAAUUUAUUGUAAUGGAAUAUCUUGAUGGAUAUGAGACUAUAAAUUCAUUGUUUUCAAAAGUAAAAAAAGAAGAUUUGAAGGAGAUAAAAAAUUCUAUAAAAGUUGCUGAUAGAUGGGUUAUAAAAAUUAUAGAUUUUGAAUGGGCAGGUCCAGAAGGAAAAAUUAGAUAUCCAUAUGUGACCAUGAAUCCAAAGAUCAAAUGGCACAAUGAAGUGAAACCUGGAAAUUUAAUUAGAAAAUCACAUGACAUACAUUUAUUAGAUGAAGGCUUUAUUACUCCUCAAUGA
Messenger RNA from Entrophospora sp. SA101, 1053 nucleotides. NCBI's taxonomy places the organism in Eukaryota, Fungi, Glomeromycota, Glomeromycetes, Entrophosporales, Entrophosporaceae. The record is from the annotation of a GenBank genome assembly.